UGUUUCUAAUACUACGUGUCAAACAUGCCGUAAUGCCCAAGUCCGUUCCCAACCCGUCCUUUUCUUCUUAGGUACAGUACAACAUUUUUUUUUUGGUUCUCCUUAGUUCUGGCCAUGGUUACGGUUGUGUCUGUGCACUGUUAUACCAAAAAGGCAAGAACACUGUCCAUGCUUCUGUAAGCUCUUACAUCACUAGGAUUGGGUUAAGGGGGGAAAAAAAAGAUAUACACGAGUAUAUAUAAGUAUAUUCUAUUGUUUGAGUAUUCAAUAAAAAAGUUUUGUAUACCUUGUGUAUUUGGCAUCAUAUAAUCAUAGGCUCUGAGAAUUUAAUUCAAUGGCUUUGCAACCGGAGAUGCUAAACAUUGUUUUGAUACCUCUAUUGGCCCCUGGGCACUUGAUUCCAAUGGUAGACAUGGCAAAACUUUUUGCAGAACGUGGUAUUCUUGUGACUAUAGUCACGACUCCCCUCAAUGCCAUCCGGUUCACUUCGGUGAUUGAUCGUGCUAUCUCGUCUGGACUCCCCAUCCAGCUUCUUCAGCUCCAGUUUCCAUGUGAGGAAGCCGGUUUGCCCGUAGGAUGUGAAAAUGCAGACGCUUUACCGUCCUUUAAGUUAAUGAGGAACUUCUUUAUUGCAUCAAAAAUGCUACACAAGCCAUUGGAACAGACACUGCAAGGACUUGAGCCAGCUCCAAGUUGCAUUAUAUGCGAUAAGCAUCUGACAUGGACAGUUGAUUUAUCAAAUUCUCUUCAGGUUCCGAGGAUUGUUUUUGAUGGAAUGAGUUGCUUCACACAACUGAUUACGCAUAAUUUGCACAAUUCCAAGGUUCAUGAAAGUGUGCCCGAGACGGAGCCUUUCGUUGUGCCUAAUUUACCAGAUAAAGUUGAGUUUACUAAGCUCCAGCUGCCUGGAUUGUUUAAUCCAGGCUCGGCGGAUGUGGAUGAUAUUCGUAGAGAGAUUCGAGCGACUGAAACUCAAUCUCAUGGGGUGGUGGUCAAUAGUUUUGAAGAUUUGGAACAAAGGUAUGUUGAUGAAUUUCGGAAGAUCAGAGGGGGAAAGGUUUGGUGCAUUGGUCCACUAUCACUUUUUAGCAAGGAGAAUUUAGACAAAGCUCAGAGAGGGAAUGAGGCCUCCAUUGAUACGAAUCAGUGCUUGAAGUGGCUUGAUUCACACGAGCCUAAUUCUGUAAUCUACGCGUGUCUUGGAAGCCUUGGUCGUCUAGUGCCUUCACAAUUCAUAGAGCUGGCUUUAGGCCUGGAAGCAUCAAACUACCCGUUUAUUCUAGUGAUAAGAGGAGGAGAAAAAACACAAGAAAUAGAGAAGUGGAUUUUGGAUGAUGGAUAUGAGGAAAGAAUAAAGGAAAGAGGCCUUUUAAUCCGAGGUUGGGCGCCGCAAGUACUGAUUUUAUCCCACUCUUCAAUAGGAGCAUUCUUAACGCACUGCGGUUGGAAUUCAACUCUAGAAGGUAUAUGUGCUGGCGUGCCAAUGAUCACAUGGCCUUUGUUUGCUGAGCAAUUUCUUAAUGAAAAAUUAGUAGUCCAGAUUUUGGGCGCAGGUGUAAGAGUUGGAGCUGAAGCUGUUGUAGACUCGAUCACCCAAGAAAGGCCCGGAAUGAAGGUGACGAAAGGCGAGGUUAAGGCUGCCAUUGACAUGGUAAUGGAUAAGGGAAUAAAAGGAUAUGAGAGAAGGGAAAAAGUAAAAGUGCUAAAAGAAAUGGCAAAGAAAUCAGUCGAAGAAGAUGGAUCGUCCUAUCUCAACACAACGCUGCUGAUUCAAGACAUUGAGCAGCUGGUGAAGACUUAUAAGCAAUCAACAUAAGAAUCUUUCAUACCUAGUUAUUGCACAUGAUGUGUUUUAAUGUCCUAGUCUUGUUGAUUAUAAAGUAAUGCAUUAUAAAGUAAUGCAUGUGUCAAGUUCAAGGUUGUAUUGGUGAGCUAUUCACUUAUAUCACACUCGCCUUAUCAUAAAAGAAAACCAAUUCUUGAAUCCCUUUUACGCUUGUGUCAUUGAAGUACUGCGGGGGAAAAAAGACCAAGAAGAACAGCAAAGUUUGAUCCAAUUUAUUGUAAUCGAUUAGUAUUUCGAACGUCAAGUACUUGACUUAUCAAUAGUUUACAGUUUACA
Molecule: messenger RNA, 2122 nt
Organism: Olea europaea var. sylvestris
Lineage: Eukaryota; Viridiplantae; Streptophyta; Magnoliopsida; Lamiales; Oleaceae
Product: UDP-glycosyltransferase 73C1-like
Exons: 1
Coding region: 335-1816 (493 amino acids)
Molecular function (GO): UDP-glycosyltransferase activity
Source: RefSeq, a predicted model, not a curated record